Eutrema salsugineum is the source of this 3808-nucleotide messenger RNA. Its product is annotated as DNA-directed RNA polymerase III subunit 2. Gene Ontology annotation, biological process: DNA-templated transcription. Lineage: Eukaryota; Viridiplantae; Streptophyta; Magnoliopsida; Brassicales; Brassicaceae. Gene Ontology annotation, molecular function: DNA binding; ribonucleoside binding; DNA-directed RNA polymerase activity. Bases 101 to 3595 code for a protein of 1164 amino acids. Gene Ontology annotation, cellular component: RNA polymerase III complex. The transcript is spliced from 39 exons. The record is from RefSeq and is a predicted model, not a curated record.
UCUCUUGAACCUUCACUAAACCCCUCGACUGUGAAUAUCUACACUCGGCCAUCGAUUCUCGCCGCCGAUAACUGAGAGCUGAAAUUGCAAGUUAAGAGUGAUGGGACUCGAUCGCGAGGAUCUAGAUUUGAUCAACGAUGACCAUUUCGUCGACAGGCAAAAGCUUUCAGCUCCUAUAAAGUCUACAGCAGAUAAAUUCCAGCUCGUUCCCGAGUUCUUGAAGGUGAGAGGACUUGUGAAACAACACCUUGAUUCGUUCAAUUACUUCGUCAAUGUCGGGAUUAAAAAGAUUGUCCGUGCUAAUUCUCUUAUUACAUCCUCUCUGGAUCCAGAAAUUUACCUGAGGUUUAAGGAAGUCAGAGUUGGUGAACCCUCGAUUUUAAACGUUAAUAUGGCGGAAGAAAUCAAUCCGCACAUGUGCCGAUUAGCAGACAUGACAUAUGCUGCUCCCAUAUAUGUCAAUAUAGAAUAUGCUCAUGGAAGUCAUGGGAAGACGCAACAUAGUGCAAAGGAUAACGUUAUUAUCGGAAGGAUGCCUAUUAUGUUGCGGAGUUGCCGAUGUGUAUUACAUGGAAAAGAUGAAGAGGAACUUGCAAGAUUGGGUGAGUGCCCUCUUGAUCCUGGAGGAUAUUUUGUCAUCAAAGGAACUGAGAAGGUCUUGUUGAUACAAGAACAACUUUCGAAGAACAGAAUUAUUAUUGAUUCUGAUAAAAAGGGGAACAUAAAUGCAUCUGUCACAAGCAGCACUGAAAUGACGAAAAGCAAAACAGUUAUUCAGAUGGAGAAGGGGAAGAUAUAUUUAUUUCUCCAUCAAUUUGUAAAAAAGAUUCCAAUAAUAAUUGUCCUAAAAGCUAUGGGAAUGGAAAGCGACCAAGAGAUUGUACAAAUGGUUGGAAGGGAUCCCCGUUUUAGCGCAUCACUCUUACCUUCUAUUGAGGAGUGUGUUAGUGAAGGUGUGAAUACACGAAAACAAGCACUGGACUAUCUCGAGGCAAAGGUUAAAAAAACAUCAUAUGGACCUCCACCUGAAAAGGAUGGAAGAGCUCUAUACAUUCUCAGAGAUGUAUUCCUUGCACACGUACCUGUGCGUGACAACAAUUUUCGCCAAAAAUGUUUCUAUGUUGGGGUGAUGUUGAGACGAAUGAUUGAAGCAAUGUUAAACAAAGAUGCCAUGGAUGACAAGGAUUAUGUUGGUAACAAGCGGUUGGAGUUAUCUGGACAACUAAUAUCUCUUCUCUUUGAGGAUUUGUUCAAAACGAUGAUCACUGAGGCCGUUAAAAAAGUAGAUGGUAUUCUUCAAAAACCUAACCGGGCAAGCCGAUUUGAUUUCUCACAAUGUCUUACUGGAGAGAAGAAUCAUAAUAUUUCUUUUGGAUUAGAAAGAACCCUUUCAACGGGUAACUUCGAUAUUAAAAGGUUCAGAAUGCAUAGGAAAGGAAUGACACAGGUCUUAACAAGGUUAUCUUUUAUCGGGAGUUUGGGGUUUAUUACGAAAAUUUCGCCACAAUUUGAAAAGUCCAGAAAAGUAAGUGGGCCUAGAUCUUUGCAACCCAGCCAGUGGGGCAUGCUUUGCCCAUGUGAUACCCCAGAAGGUGAAUCUUGUGGGCUUGUCAAGAACUUGGCUUUAAUGACUCAUGUCACAACGGAUGAAGAGGAAGGCCCGUUGGUUGCUAUGUGCUACAAAUUGGGUGUCACAGAUUUGGAAGUAUUAUCAGCAGAGGAGCUGCAUACUCCAGACUCAUUUUUGGUCAUAUUCAAUGGGCUAAUACUUGGCAAACAUAGAAGGCCUCAGUACUUCGCCAAUUCACUUAGAAGGCUGCGUAGAGCUGGGAAAAUUGGCGAGUUCGUCAGCGUGUUCAUAAAUGAAAAGCAGCAUUGUGUUUACGUUGCUUCUGAUGGUGGGCGAGUGUGUCGUCCACUUGUUAUAGCCGAUAAAGGAGUAUCAAGGGUUAAACAACAUCACAUGAAGGAAUUACAGGAUGGGGUUCGCACUUUUGAUGACUUUAUCCGUGACGGUUUGAUCGAGUAUCUUGAUGUCAAUGAGGAAAAUAAUGCAUUGAUUGCUUUAUACGAGAGUGAUGCUACGUCGGAAAUGGCAGAAACGGCAGAAGCUGCCAAGAUAAGGGAAGGCACAACCCACAUUGAGAUUGAGCCUUUCACCAUCUUAGGUGUUGUUGCUGGUCUUAUCCCCUACCCUCACCAUAAUCAGUCACCUAGAAAUACUUAUCAGUGUGCUAUGGGAAAACAAGCUAUGGGAAAUAUUGCUUACAACCAGUUAAAUCGGAUGGACACAUUGCUUUACCUAUUGGUGUAUCCUCAGCGACCCCUGUUGACAACAAGGACUAUUGAAUUGGUUGGAUACGAUAAACUUGGAGCAGGUCAAAAUGCAACAGUUGCUGUGAUGAGUAAUACCGGAUACGACAUUGAGGAUGCAAUAGUGAUGAACAAAGCAUCCUUGGAUCGUGGUUUUGGCCGUUGCAUCGUUAUGAAAAAAAUUGUUGCGACGUGCCAGAAGUAUGGUAACGAUGCAGUAGACAGAAUACUCAGGCCACAAAGAACAGGCCCAGACGCAGAAAAGAUGCAGAUACUGGAUGAUGAUGGAAUUGCUGCUCCAGGGGAAAUUAUUAGACCGAAUGAUGUCUAUAUAAAUAAACAAAUCCCUGUGGACACUAGAGACAACAUUACAUCUCCGCUAUCGGAUAGUCAAUAUCGUCCGGCAAGAGAGUAUUUUAAAGGUCCUGAAGGGGAGACGCAAGUAGUCGAUAGAGUUGCUCUCUGUUCUGACAAGAACGGCAAUUUAUGCAUAAAAUAUAUUAUCCGACAUACUCGUCGACCAGAGCUUGGCGACAAGUUCAGCAGUAGGCAUGGACAGAAAGGUGUAUGUGGUACAAUCGUUCAGCAGGAAGAUUUUCCAUUUUCUGAGCGCGGAAUUUGCCCUGAUUUGAUCAUGAAUCCUCAUGGGUUUCCAAGUCGUAUGACAGUAGGUAAAAUGAUAGAACUCCUUGGAAGUAAGGCUGGGGUUUGUUCUGGUAGAUUUCAUUAUGGUAGUGCUUUUGGAGAAAGAAGUGGUCAUGCUGACAAGGUUGAGACUAUAAGUGCUACCCUUGUGAAGCAUGGGUUUUCCUACAGUGGGAAGGACUUGCUAUACUCAGGUCUCAGUGGCGAGCCAUUACAAACAUACGUCUUUAUGGGGCCAAUAUAUUACCAGAAACUGAAACACAUGGUACUGGACAAAAUGCAUGCCCGAGGGAGUGGACCCCGUGUUAUGAUGACAAGACAGCCUACUGAAGGAAAAUCUAAAAAUGGAGGUUUACGAGUGGGAGAAAUGGAACGAGAUUGUCUUAUCGCUUAUGGGGCCAGCAUGUUGAUCUAUGAGCGGCUCAUGAUUUCUAGUGAUCCUUUUGAAGUUCAGGUUUGCAGAACUUGUGGUCUAUUGGGAUAUUACAAUUACAAGCUGAAGAAGGCAUUUUGCUCAACUUGUAAAAAUGGUGAUAACAUUGCUACUAUGAAACUCCCAUACGCAUGCAAGCUCCUCUUCCAGGAACUCCAGUCGAUGAAUGUUGUUCCGCGUCUGAAACUCGUGGAGGCUUAUUGAUCUCAGGGAAAUGUUGUCAAAACUCUGAAGAUUGUUUUUAACUUUAUUAUGAUAGAAUUUGAGACGUGGCUUUUGAUAUUCUAAUGUACAAGCCUUCGAGGUUGGAUCGUAUUUUUGUAAACGUCCUGCAAUUUUGGUCUUCUCCUUUUUGGACGUUUAGAUGAAUAAGAAAUAAAGAAUCAUAUGUUUCUGUUGCAUUUUCUGUUCUCUAAC